Strongylocentrotus purpuratus (purple sea urchin) is the source of this 2872-nucleotide messenger RNA. RefSeq names its product aldehyde dehydrogenase, mitochondrial. The record is from RefSeq and is a predicted model, not a curated record. NCBI's taxonomy places the organism in Eukaryota, Metazoa, Echinodermata, Echinoidea, Camarodonta, Strongylocentrotidae. Gene Ontology annotation, molecular function: aldehyde dehydrogenase (NAD+) activity. The transcript is spliced from 14 exons. The coding region runs from base 104 to 1681 and encodes 525 amino acids.
UCUGCCCUGGGACUGUCGCUCACCUUACACCCAGCCCAUGCACCGUCGCCAUUUCCCUUCUCCAAUAUCGCGUGGAUUAUCAACGUCACAUCACUAACCCACCAUGUUUUCUGUUGGGAAAUUGAUCUCGGCGACGACAUCUGCCCGUCAGCAUGCGGGCAGGACGCUGAUGAGGACGUCCCAGUAUUCGGUGGCGGCCAUUCCAGCACCACAAAAGAAUCCAGAUAUCCAGCAUCAUAAGCUCUUCAUCAACAAUGAGUGGGUGAACUCGGUUAGUGGUAAGACGUUCCCUACCAUCAACCCGGCAACAGAAGAGGUCAUCGCAGAGGUCGCAGAGGCUGAUAAGGCUGACGUUGAACUUGCACAUGCUGCGGCCAGCGAAGCCUUCCGCCUGGGUUCCCCUUGGCGUACAACCAACGCGUCCCGAAGGGGUGCACUGAUCAACAAAUUGGCUGAUUUGGUCGAACGAGACUGGGCACAUCUUGCCAGCCUCGAAACGCUGGACAAUGGAAAACCAUACCAAGAUUCUUACACCAUUGAUGUACCAGGGGUAUUAGCAACACUCAGAUACUUUGCAGGAUGGGCGGACAAGAUCGAAGGCAAAACGAUCCCCGUAGACGGAGACUUCAUGACAUAUACGAGGCACGAGCCAGUCGGGGUCUGCGGACAAAUCAUCCCGUGGAACUUUCCUCUUCUGAUGUUGGCAUGGAAAUGGGCCCCUGCUCUGGCGUGUGGAAAUACCAUCAUAAUGAAGACGGCCGAACAGACUCCCCUCACUGCUCUCCAUAUGGCUGAACUCGCCAAAGAGGCCGGCUUUCCACCAGGUGUGAUCAACGUCUUAUCAGGAUAUGGACCCACGGCGGGUGCAGCCAUCGCCAGUCAUCCAGGCAUUGACAAGGUCGCGUUCACUGGAUCUACAGAGAUCGGAAGAAUUAUCGCGCAGUCAGCAGGCGCUUCAAACCUCAAGAAAGUGACCCUUGAACUUGGCGGGAAAAGCCCAAAUAUCAUCUUGGCCGAUGCUGAUCUUGAUCAUGCGGUGGAGCAGAGCCAUUCCGCCAUUUUCUGGAACAUGGGCCAGGCCUGCUGCGCCGGAUCCAGGACCUUCGUUGAGGACAAGAUCUACGAUGAGUUCGUGGAACGCAGCGUAGAACGUGCUAAGUCCAAGGUGGUCGGUGAUCCAUUCGAUAUGUCCAAGGACCAGGGACCUCAGAUCAACGACGAGCAAUUCAAGAAGAUUUUGGGUUUGAUCGAAAGCGGGAAGUCAGAUGGAGCCAAAUUGGCAACAGGAGGCGGUCGUCAUGGUGAUAAGGGAUACUACAUCCAACCAACGGUGUUCACAGACGUCAAGGAUGACAUGAAGAUCGCCAGGGAGGAGAUCUUUGGACCGGUGCAGAGCAUCUUCAAGUUCAGCGAAAUGAACGAGGUGAUCAACCGAGCAAACAACACAGAGUACGGUCUGGCAGCUGCAGUUUUCACCAAGGACAUCGACAAGGCCCUCUACGUCUCGAAUUCGCUCAGGGCGGGAACCGUCUGGAUCAAUUGCUACAACGUGGUUAGCCCCAUGGCUCCAUUCGGAGGAUACAAGAUGUCAGGCACAGGUCGUGAACUUGGAGAGUACGGUCUGGAGGCAUACACUGAAGUCAAAACUGUGACUGUGAAGAUCCCUCAGAAGAACAGUUAAAUUGUUUCAACACAGAGAAAUAGACAGAGAGAGAGAGAGAAAGAGAGGGGAGAGAGAGAGAGAGAGAGAGAGAGAGAGAGAGAGAGAGGGAGAGAUUUAAGGGUGUGAUUUGAUAUAAUUGGACAAUAAACUGAAAUCUAACAAUAAACUGAAUUGGACGGUAGAUAACGGUACAAUUAAAUCUUGGUGUAUGUGUGUGUGUGUGUCAGAAUGAGAGAAGGAAAGAGAGAGAGAGAGAGAAUAAUAAAAAGGGCGUAAUUUGUUUAAAUCUGACAACAAUCUUCAUUAGAGGGUAGAUAAUGGUACAAUGAAGAUCGUGACCAAAUAGAGAAUUGAUAAUAUUGGUUACCUUGAGCAUAAUGUGUGAGAGAGUAAUAGAAAUAUAAUAUCAUUUUUUCUAGUAGAGCUACUGACAAGACAGCUUAAUAAUUGGGAUGGGCGCAUUUUAAAAUUACAAUUUCAUUUUUUAUGACUUGAACUAUAAUCGCAUAUCAUUUUGAGAAUAAUCUUAAACAUUUUGUUUGUAAUAUAUAUUAUAAUUCACCGAUUGUUUUCUGAUUGGUAGAUCAAGUGUCCAUGUUUUUUGUUUUAUCAUUCACGUGAUGUAGAUCAUAGCUUAUCGAAUUAUGUCAAACACUUUUAUAAGCUUUCUCUUCACUGUAUUAGCUAAAGCGUAUAUCUACUAAUAAUUGUACCAUAAUUGCAUUUGUGUCUCAAUUGGUACUUUUGUACAUAUCUUGAUCAUAUUUUCGAGCGGUGUGUAUCGUUAAAUUAGGAACAAGUGAUGAACGUUUAAGCCUUUAGCGAUUUAUAAGGCCCUAUGUUAUAAGGAGAAGUGGAAAGAAAUAUCUGAUUAUAAUUGUGAUGUCUAGGCUAAAGAAAAACUUCAGACAGGAAUCACAACUGAAAACACACAUUGUAAGACUGCAUACCAGAUACCCUAAGAAAGAACUAAAUUAUUCUGCAACCUGAUAUCAAAUACUGAUUCCGUCUAAAUUGAAAAGAAGCAAAUAAGAGUUAUUUAAACAGAGUUAAGCGUUGACAAAAAAGAAAUGUUUUCAGGUGUGAUUUGAAUUUGGUAAGGGAGCAUUCCUGCCCAAGGCUAAGAGGGAGUGAGUUCCAAUAGUAUUGAUUUUCAUGAUAUGUUUUAUAAUCGUCAUGUAAUAAAAUAUAUGUUUUAUUCAAUAAAAA